Ixodes scapularis (black-legged tick) is the source of this 1174-nucleotide messenger RNA. RefSeq lists its product as uncharacterized. Gene Ontology annotation, biological process: regulation of cell adhesion; regulation of embryonic development; regulation of cell migration. The coding region runs from base 221 to 1174 and encodes 317 amino acids. Gene Ontology annotation, molecular function: signaling receptor binding. The transcript has 9 exons. NCBI's taxonomy places the organism in Eukaryota, Metazoa, Arthropoda, Arachnida, Ixodida, Ixodidae. The record is from RefSeq and is a predicted model, not a curated record.
CUAUUCGGCCGACGGAUGCAUCUCGUGCAACUGUGCGGCCAAGUUUUCGGCGGGUGCCGUGUGCAACCAGCAGACGGGCCAGUGCCGGUGCCUGCCCGGCGUGGAAGGGGACAAGUGUGACCGGUGCCCCUACCGAUGGGUCUUCGUGGAGCGCGAGGGCUGCAAGGAGUGUGGCGAGUGCGUGCACGCCCUGCUGGAUGACACGGACAGCCUGGAGCAGAUGAUCGACAACAUCGGGGACGAGAUGCGUGACAUCUCUUCCACUUACCUGGCCAACCAGCGGCUGCAGCUCGUCAACCAGACUGCGCACGACCUGAAAGAGCAGCUGAUGAGCUUCAGCGGAAAGCCCGCCUCCCUGGACGUGAGCCCCCUGGCGCAGAACGUCAGCGAUCUGGAAGCACUGGCCUCGACAGUGCGCAAGGACGCUUCGAGCCUGGCGCUCUCGGCUACGGCGAACAUCCACACGGCGUACAAGACCAGGCUGGAAGCCGACCGGGAAGAGCUCAACGUGGAGAAGACGGUCCAGGAGAUGCGAGACAUUCUGAGCAGCCUGACAGCCUUCUCCGAGGGCCUGGGCUCGACUUCUACCGCCAACGUGGAGCCGCUGCUCGACGAAGCCACCCGCAUCGUGGAGCUUCUCAAUGCCACCGAGUUCAUGAGGCCCUUCGCCGAAGCAGAGGAAGAGCUGGCGCAGGCCAGAGAAGGCCUGGAGCGUGCGCAGAACUUCUCGCUGCCGGCGGUGCAGAACGACGCAACCCUGGAGGACCUGCGGCAGACGAUGGCGGAGGAGCUGGAGGGGCGCCUCUACGAGCUGGCCAACCACACCCAGAGGGUCGAGGACAUGGUGCGGGAGGUGGCCCACCUGCAGAACACGGCUAACAGCUCCCCGUUCAGGGGGAUCAUUGCCCAAAGCGAGGAGCUCAAGUUGCAGUCCGAGGCACUUCAGAAGGAGGCCAGGGAACUCCUUCGGGCCUGCCAGGACUACUACCCGGACGCAGAAAACGCCUAUGAGGGCCUGCGUGAGAACUCUGCCCGUCUGCGAGACAUGGUGGACCAACUGCAGACGUUCCUGGAGAAGCUGAGCCCUGCGACUGAGAAGGCCGUGCCCUACGUGCGGGAGGCGGAGAUCCACUCGCACAAGCUCCAGCAGCAGGCCAGGGCGUGCCAGACGUGA